GUUUUAAUUGUGUAUAGUUUUGGUAAGAUUCCAAUUUUAAAUAUUGCUUGGCAAGUAGGUACUCACAGAAAUGGCUUUUUGUGGUGAAACUGUUUUACCCGGAGAAAGCACCAUCAUUGCUGGUAGCAAUUGCUCCACAGCAACUUGUUCGUUGGGUUCUGAUGUGCCCAGUCCUCCAAAAUUGGCUUGGGGAGGAGCAGGAAUGGUUCCCAUACAAGCUUCUUCAAGCAAGGAAAACCCAUCAAGCUGGGCUCCUACUGAGAAAUCCAAGUCCAGAGCAACUUUCAGUUUCAUCCAGUCAGAAGACUUGGCUGAGAAGCUUGAGUUGGAGGAAACAGAGAAAUUAAUGAGAAAUCAAGCCAUUCAUUACUACAAGUUGACAUCAGGAGUUCAGCCUGAAGCAGGGAUUUCAUCCAGCGGUUGCACCAGCAACUCUUUGUCAACAUCACCCAACACUUUGCUAUCAUCCCAUGAUACAUCUGCAUCAGUAAUUGUUCCAUCAGCUUGUGCAGUGGAUGGUGAUUCAACUGCAAAUGACCACAUGCUAGCACAAAUGUUACAGUAUGAGUUUGACCUGGAGCAUGACAUGAACAUAGAGCGCACUCAACGUCAUGCAAACAAAAAUUCUAAGCUGAGCAUCAGUUACAACAAGUAUAAGCUCCUACCUUCAUUUGCUUCUGAGAACAUUGAUAACUUCCGCAAAGAAGAUGACCCCAUUGAUGAAAUUGAAGUGGGUGAACUCGAGGAGCCUGUGAUCCCGAGCUGUGGCUAUGUAGAGCACUACGGCAAGCUCAUCACGAAGCAUGACAGUGUCAUCAACUCUCGUAAGAAUGCCAAGAAGAUGCUCAGCCAUCUCCCUCUUGACGUCAACACAGGCGAUGCUGGGGGCUUUGCUAUCAGCAUGUCCAACAAGGUUUACAACCAACUCAGGGAAAGCCUUCAUGCAGACACUCGUAGAAAGCAACGGGUGCAUGACAAGGCCGAGAAGGGCACUGUGGGAGCGCACAUGGACGAAGGGACGAGCGUAACGUUGCUCGCUCUGGUUAACUCCGAGCAGCUGGAGGAGCUCGGUGGCGUCAUCAGUUCUGGCAAAGAAGCCAUCGUCUACCAUGCCAUCGGCGGACGGCGGAAAUCAGACAUUCCUUCAUCAGCGUGUCAUUCUGUGAAAAACAUCAAGCUGUGGGUGGAGAAGGAAUACCGCAACUUGUGUCGCGCCUCCACAGCAGGAGUGCCGUGCCCCGUGCCUAUCGUGGUGCGCCACAACCUCCUCGUCAUGAGCCUCAUUGGUGACCCUGACCUGCCCGCUCCUCAGCUGCGCAAUGUUCAGCUCUCAGCAGCCAACUGGCAACUUGCCUACGAGCAAACUAUCCAGAUAGUGGAGGUGCUGGUGAACAAGUGUCGCCUGGUGCACGCCGACCUGAGCGAGUACAAUUUGCUGUACUACCAAGGCACGGUCUACGUCAUCGACUUCGCGCAGGCUGUGGACCUCGCACACCCCCGAGCUCUGAGUUACCUUUACAGGGACCUCUGCAACGUCGCUAACUUCUUCCGACGCCGCGGCGUGGCAGGCGUGCAGACUGGCCUCGAGCUGCUCGAGUCCAUCACCAAACUGGACAUCCGCCGCAGCGCCUUCAUGACCAACACUGAACAAGUCUCAGCUCGGGAGCACGAGCUGGACAUGUGGCGCGGCAGCGACUGCUAUGACGACGCCGUCUACGAGUUCCUCUGGAGCGCCUCGCAGCAGCGGCUCAACCCCAAGAACCACGAUGAACCAGGUUCAAGUCUUCCCGAAAAUCUCCUGAACCUGAAACUCGAGCAGACUGGAACCGACCUUCAGGGGCCUUGGGUCACCCGCAAGACGGACGCUUCGGUCAUCGGGAUGAAGUCCCAGAAGAAAAAGAAGCGCAAUCGCAAGAAUUCCAGUUCAAAAGGCGCUGAUAAAUCUCCAGGAGCCGAGGAAUCUAGUCCUCGAUCUCUCGAUGACGAAGACAGCAGCGGAUUUUGUGUCAUCGACAGCUCUGACUGCACUGAAGGAGCCUCGUCGAAAUCAUCUGCUCAGAAAAACGAUGAUCAGCUGCGUGGCCAUCAGCGAGUUCGGUUUAACGUCAGCGACACUGACGCUGUUGACACUGAGGACUACAACGCAGACGCGGACACUGAUGAUUUUGAUCCCGAUACAGACACUGAUGUUAACGUCACUGAUCACGACGGAGAUACUGAAGGAUACUGUGGAGAUGCUGACGAUACUGAUAACUACGCGAGCGAUCUCAAUGAUUUUAAGAUGGUUCAUUCCGUCAAUUCCAAGGCAAAAAAUGUCUCCGACAAAGAUGAUUCUUCCGAUCAGCAACAAGCUUCUCUCCCGUCCAAGUCCAGCCUUCUUGAUAAACGAAAUAUAAAGAAGAAGAAUAAAAAAGCCAAGGGAAAGUCCGGUAAUAAUUAAAGUCGUCAUUUUUGCUGACAGUUGACGCUUUAAUUUAAAGUUCGCUCUUCCCUAGGAAUAGCUUUAUUUCUCUUGCAGCGCGUCGGUUACGUGUGUGUAAAGAGGAAUUGAGCGGCUGCUUUUGUUAUCUCCUUUGUUUCUGUGCCGUUGCACCUUAUUUGAUGAUGUAGUAACUAAUUUAUUUUUGACUCAUCAGCCAUGUUGUGGUUGUGGGAAUAGGGGAAUAUUUUGCCACGUUUUUUGAUGCAAUUUUUGUUUUAAAUCCAGCCGUUUCCGUCAUUUGAUGCCUGGUACUGCACGCACGACCUUCAAGACGCACUGUUACCAAUGCAUUCAAAUACACAAGUUUUUCAGGCCGCAUAUUUUUUGGCCCCAUUUAAAAAAAUCUUCAUUUUCACGCAUUUAUGAAAUAGUUUCUAUAGUCUCCUCGGGAUAAUAAUGAAUGAUAAUUCUACACGUAAGAUUGGCACCACGAGAAAAUGAGCUUGGCGUUUAAAAGUGGCAUAUAAUUCAAUUCUUGUGAUGCAAUAUUUCAACUGUCAAAUGAGUGACAUUUUUCGCCGCGCAUUGAAAUACAACUUGGCUGCUUCUUUAAUGCCAUUCAUGCCAUGCUACCGCAACGUUCGGCCAGCACCCGCUUCAGUUUUGAAUUACAUUUAUUUCUUCAAUCUGUGAAUUAUGAGUUAUGUUCAUUGACGAAAUAGAGCGUGCUGUUUAUUUAUAUUAAUAUUCAGUUAAUUUACUGAUAAGUAACUAAUACUCAUCAUUUCAUUAAAAUACUUUACCUCGAAACCUAUGAUCGAUUACACCCGUGUUUACCGAAUAUCGAUUUAAAAAUUUUUUUUCUUUAUCUCAAAUACUCAUCGUGCGUGUCGAUUCAUUUUUACUUCACUAUAUCUUUUAUUUUUGGAAGACAUUAACGAUAAUAAUUGUAUUGUUACGCCAAUGUGAAUUUUGACUCAGACACUGCGACUAUUUUCCGUAUUUCGGAAACUUUUCAUAACGCAUCUUUCUUCUGCAAAAAUAUAUUAAUUUCUUAUC
Hyalella azteca is the source of this 3481-nucleotide messenger RNA. RefSeq lists its product as uncharacterized. The transcript has 14 exons. Gene Ontology annotation, biological process: maturation of SSU-rRNA. Gene Ontology annotation, cellular component: cytosol; preribosome, small subunit precursor. Bases 71 to 2440 code for a protein of 789 amino acids. Gene Ontology annotation, molecular function: ATP binding; protein serine/threonine kinase activity. The record is from RefSeq and is a predicted model, not a curated record. Lineage: Eukaryota; Metazoa; Arthropoda; Malacostraca; Amphipoda; Hyalellidae.